AUGAGUCAUCAACAGCAACAGCAACAGCAACAGCAACAGCAGCUGGAGCUCAAGCAGCUCGACGCGGAUCCCGCAGCAGCAGCAACAGCAACAGCAGCAGCUGAAGAAGUAUCCGCUGGCAUCGAAGCCAUCCAGCGAGUGCGCGCAGUCAAGAUGCAGCUCUUCCUGGGCUCGCUCGCUGCAACCCACCGCUCGAAUGCAGCAGCAGCAGCAGCAGCAGCAGCGGGCGACGCGGGCGCGGGUGUGAUGCUGGGUGGCGGCGACCCUGGCAGCGGCACCGUCAGCCCACUCUCACGCCCUGACUCGCCGAAUCCGCUGUUCGCCGACAACAACAGCAACAACCUGACCGACGCAGCGACAAACAGCCCCGCGACUCUGCACUCGCACGCCAUGACGGCGACUGCGGGGUCUGGUGCUGCGGCGGCGGCAGGUGUGGCGGGUGCGGCGGGAGCGACGCUCUCCACGCCCGAUGCGAAAUCUACCGCUGCUGCUGCUGCUGCUGUUGUUGUUGGGCAAGGGCACACGAAGGCCAUUGCGUCGGCAGUGUUUGCACCCGACCAGUCGUGGCUUGUGACGGGCUCCCGCGACACGACCUUGCGCCUGUGGCACUCGCAGACCGCCCAGCCGCUCGACCAGGUCGAAACGAGUUCCCAGCAGCAGCUGGCAGAGCGCAAACCCGCCAGUCCCUCGCCGCCGGCCGUCAGCGUUGUGCGUGGCCUGCAUACGGAGGGUGUGGACAGUGUGGCCGUCUCGCCCGAUGGCAAGCGCAUUGCCUCCGCAGCCUGGGACACCUCUGUGUACGUGCUCGAGGCUUCGACCGGAAACCGCGUUAGCAAGCUCGGAGGUUUGGCCGCCAAGGUCAACAUGACCUCGCUCCACUUUAGCCCUGCCAUCCAGGCACUCGAGUCGGUUGUCCCGCCCAUCUCGACAGACCGUCUGGACGAGAACGGCAUUGAUGCCACCCACGACUCUGGCGCGUUCCUGGUGGCUGCCUCGUCCGAUGCGCGCCAGCACGUCGCGGCGCUGUUUUUCGCCUCGUCCGGUCAAGAGAUUCGUCAGUUCUCGGGCCACACGGCGUCCAUCAUUAUGUGUCGCUUUUCGCCGGGAGGUCGCCGUGUUCUGACCGCAUCCAAGGACACGACUCUGCGCAUUUGGUCGGCGGCAACGGGCCAGUGCAACCACAUCCUGAUCGGGCACUCGGCAGCGGUUGUCGCCUGCGCGUGGUCGCCGUCCAUCAGCUCGCCGUUGGUGGCCUCCGCCUCGCUGGACGGUGUUGUGGGCCUGUGGAAUCCAGCGUCUGGCGUGCUCAUCCGCUCCUUCUACGGCCAUGCCCCUGCAACGUCCGGUCGCAUCACGGUUGAAUUCUCCCCAGACUCGUCCCAGAUUGUCUCGGCCUCGUCCUCUGGUCUGGUGUUCCUUUGGGAUGUGAGCUGCGGCGCCAUGCUGCGCCGCCUCGACAUGACCACUCACGCCUUGAUCCCUGUCGCGGCUAGCGACUACUCGGGAAGCGGCGAUUUCUCCGCAUCGCCCAUGCCACAGUCUCCGACGAGCCCUGGUGGCUUUUCCACAGGCAGCAGUGCCCUUUCUGCAGCGAGUGCGGCCGUCUCCGGAGGCGUCAACCCCACUUUUGUGGCCAGUCUUGCCGCUUUGGGCAGCCUGCUCAACGCCGUCUUUUCUCUCGACGGCUCGCGCUUGCUGUGCAGCUAUGCGACGGAGGACUAUGGUUUGCGCGUGAUUGACUCGCAGAUCGAACCCACCCCAAACUUUUACCGACACGUCAAAGCCGUGGUUUGUUGCGCGUUCAGUCCCGAUGGGAAGCGCGUGGUGAGCUCCGCCGCGCUGGGGCCGGUCUGUGUGUGGGAUGCGGCCACAUGCGAAACCCUCCUCGAGCUCACUGGCCACAGCCACACGGUCAAGUCCUGCUGCUUCCAACCACGCACUGGAAAAAUGAUUCUGACGAGCUCUUGGGACAAGACAUUCAAGCUGUGGGACUCCAACACGGGAACCUGCUUGGCCACAGGUACUGGCCACGAUGGGCCCAUCAACUACGCGACGUUCGGACCGAGAGAUCCGCUGAUUGCUACCGCGUCUGGCGACGGCUCCAUCAAGCUGUGGAGAUACGCCACCUCAUCUGCCGCCGGGGGAACGGUCACUGUGCAGCUUGUCGCCACUCUGGCCAGCCACAAGGGUGCCGUCAACUAUGUCGUGUUUUCGCCCGACGGUACCUUGCUCGUCUCGUGUGGGUUUGAUCGAUCCGUCCGUCUUUGGUCAAUCCCGCAGAUCCUGGCCGCCGUUGCCGCCGCUGGAGUGGGCGCCUCCUCCCCGCCCAUUAUCACCAACCCUCUGAAUGUUUUGCAAGACCACACCAACUCUGUUCUCUCUGCCAGCUUCUCGCCCGACGGGUCGAGGUUGGCAACCACGUCGCUCGACAAGUCUGUCAAGAUCUGGGACGUCAGAGCGCUCGCACGCAUGCGAGGCGGUGCUGGCGGCAAGGCCGUGUCGCUCGAUUCCGAUGGCGGAGCGACUGAUUCCCCCGCCGCCGACGAUGUGACCAUUGCUGGCGGCAUUGGCAUCUACGCCACGGCCUCUGGCUUCACUUCAACCCCGAGCUUCAGUCCCAUUGUUACCCUCCACCAGGCCCAUCUCAAUGCCGUCACCUCGAGCGCAUUCUCGUCCAACGGAGCGCGUCUGCUGACCGUCGGUCGAGACCGGACGCUCAAGGUGUGGUCGCUGCUGAGCUCGUCGCUCGUGUGCGAGAUGGCCUUCCGCCUGUCGUCCGAGGCAGAGUGUGUGGCAUGCGCGCCAGUGUCUGCUGCAAACAGCUCGAUGCAGCACAUGCUGCAGGGGGUUGUCGUCGUCGCCAUCGCCCUGCAGGAAGGCGCAGUCACGGUCAUGGAUGUGUCCAAGAGCGAUCCGCCCACCACGUCGAUGGAACUGCUGAUCGAGCUGCAAGACUUUGCCUCGUUGCGCCGCAUUACAAGCGAGUUCCCGCACACCAUCAACGCUCCGCUUCUCGACGGACGUCGCACCGUCGUGCACCGUGCAGCCGAGCGUGGCAACAACGACCUGCUUGGCGCCUUGCUCUCUGCCAAUGCGCCGUUCCUGCUUGUCAUGGACAGCGAAGGCGAGACUGCCAUCGAUGUGGCGUUGGUUCGCAACCACAAGUCGACCGUGCAGCUGCUUGUUCGUCGCCUCUACACGCCGCCGUUUGGCUUGCACCCAUCCAACGGCUUUGCAGUCACUCGACUGCUUCCACGUUUGAUUCGCAAGUACCCCGACGUUGCGACAGAGCUUCUGGAGAACCUGGACAUGCUUUGCGCGCCACCGCUUGAUUCGCGGCCGCUCAGCUUCUUCCCGUGCGUGUCCCACGCCUACUUGGAGGUGGCGCGCCAUGAGCGCCCGCUGGCCUUCCUCCAGAGCCUUGGUGCGGCUGGCAUUGGUCGCGUGGACGCGUCCACCACCUCCGACGGGUCCAGUCCUUCGAUUGUGGAUGCCGCGAGCUUUUCGACCGUGGGAACCCUCAUCGAGAAUCUGCAGUCUGGCCUGACCGCGCCCAUUGAGCCAGACGAACGGCUGGUUCGCGCGUCCAACUCGCUCAUGGACACCAGCGCCGUCUGGUCGGAUCUGGUGGCAGAGCAUGAUGCGACCAACAGCCGCGCCAACGUCACGACCGCUCGCCAGGUGCAGUCUGACCAGCAGGGCACGCAACAGUUGUCCCACCAGCAAGGCCAGCUCGACGAUGACGAUGAUGACGAGGCCUUGGCCAAGCUGCAUGACGACAGUCUUUGGUACGAGACGCGCCUGCCCGUUUCGCUGUGCGUUGUGCCCCUUCCGUACAUUCUUGGGUUUGAUGCUCGCGCGCAGGUCCGUGCUCUCCCGGCGGUUGCCGAAGCCGUCGAGGCGCCUCCCAGCACUGCCGCGUUGGGUGGCGCAGGCGUCCCGAAGCCCAUGUCGGAACACUCGGCCACCAUCGGACGUCCCCGCAACAAUUUCUUUGCUCGCGUCAACACGCUCUUUACAGGCAAAUCUCUCAAUGUUCCUCCGACAGGCAACAUUGAUUCGCACAAUCCUGAAGGCUUCACCCGCAUCUACAAGACUGCCUUGCGCGAGACGUUCAUGCAUGCAGCCCUGCGCUCGCGCCACAAGGACAUCUUCCGGACUGGUAUCAUGCACGCCGUGAUGGAUUACAAGUGGCAGGCCUUCGGCCGCAACCGCUUCCUCUGGUGGCUCCUGUGGUAUACCUGCUUUGUGGUUUUGUAUACCAUUGUGACUGCUCUUGCGAUUUCACGCAACGCCACAUGCGAGUCCUUCCCAUUCGAUUCGACUGUCCCGGCUUUCGAAAACGCGGGCGACUGGAUUUUGCUUGGAUUCGAGUGCCUGACACUGCUUGUCGACCUGUACCUGGUCGGGUACAAUUUGGUGAAAAUGUACAAGCAGGGCAAGAUGUGGUUCUUCUCAUUGUGGAACCUCGUCGAGAUGAUCGCGGCCCUUUUGGUGCUGGCCAUUGUGCCGUUGCGAGCGACAUGCCAGACGGCAGAGGCCGGCGUGGUGGCCGUUGCAGGACUGCUGUUGUGGUUUCGUCUUGUUUCGUUCGCCCAGGCCUCGCAGCAAGCUGGUAUCCUCGUGUUUGCGCUUUCGCGCAUCAUCCAAGACAUUGUCAUGUUCCUGGCGCUGCUCAUUCUACUCAUUUUGAGCUUUGGCCACGCCUUCUACGUGCUCUUUGGCGGAUCUCCCGCGGUUCCCAGCUACAAGACAUGGUCGCAGUCCGUCGUCACGUCCUAUCGCAUUCUUCUUGGUGAUUUCGACUUUGGCGAAUACGACGACUCGAUCACUCCCGUGCUGGCCAAGAUCAUCUGGGGCAUCUUUACAGCCCUGAUGACUGUCAUUCUCCUGAACGUGUUGAUUGCCCUUCUGUCCGACAGUUACCAAAACGUCAAGGAGAAUGCAGAGGUUGAAUGGCGCAUUUCGCUUGCCGGCAUCAUCGCCGAGUUCGAAAUGGCCAUGACUCCGAAGCAGCGCGCCCGGAUGGCUCCAAAGUGGGUUCACUUUGUGGUUCCGACCCAAGCCGUCCAGGAUGCAGCUGCAGCCAAAGCAGCUGCAGCCAACAGCGCCUCCUCCCACCAGCAGGCAGCCGAAGCCGCAGUCGCAGCGCUCGCUUCACGUCUAGCAGACGUGGAGACGCACUUGGAUGCUCGCCUCGAUGCCGUCCUUCGUCAGUUGGAAAAGUUGAACGCCCGUGCUUGAGGCGCAGUUGUGUUGUCAUUGCAUUUGUUUUGGGUGGUAUGUUCAAUUUUAGUUUUCAGUCGCAGCUCCUUUCUUCAAUCUCACCCCCUACCUGCUACAACCG
Molecule: messenger RNA, 5347 nt
Organism: Capsaspora owczarzaki ATCC 30864
Lineage: Eukaryota; Filasterea; Ministeriida; Capsasporidae
Exons: 3
Coding region: 1-5244 (1747 amino acids)
Biological process (GO): calcium ion transmembrane transport
Cellular component (GO): membrane
Molecular function (GO): calcium channel activity; protein binding
Source: RefSeq, a predicted model, not a curated record